Messenger RNA from Aspergillus campestris IBT 28561, 1767 nucleotides. RefSeq lists its product as uncharacterized. Lineage: Eukaryota; Fungi; Ascomycota; Eurotiomycetes; Eurotiales; Aspergillaceae. The transcript is spliced from 7 exons. The coding region runs from base 99 to 1520 and encodes 473 amino acids. The record is from RefSeq and is a predicted model, not a curated record.
CGGGUUCAGCGCUAUAACACGGGUCUCAAAAGAAGGGUGAUUCCGCCCGGUAAAUGACACCAAGGUAGCUUACUCAAGAUUCGCAAGUCUCGUACAUAAUGGAGCAUUUGUCAAUGCCUUCAAAACUUGAUCACUAUCUUGCAGAAAGAGUCGAGUCAAAAGCGACCGAUCUCUUCCAAGCGCGAAAGGACCGGCCUCAGCUCGAGGCGUCCUUUCUGUAUAGAUCUGCAGCCUCGGAUAAUGUCUGGUCACUGGAAAAAAGCCCUAUAGUCCAUAUCAAUAGUGCCGAAGAACUGGAAAAAGCGGAAUCAGCGAGCAGCAACGCCUGCGCCCAGAUAUAUACAAUCCGCCACCAACGAUCCUGGACAACCUUGAACAUCUCCCACAAGCUUUUCCAGGAGCUUUUGGAGAAGCACCGUGUAUUUCACCACUUCUGGCGGUCGAUCCUGACGUUUGGAUGGAGAUUCGAGGAAAAUGAAUAUGGAUUCCCAGCAUUCCGGGCCAAGCGGUCGCAGAGUGGACGGGGAAAAGUUGACGAAAUCACAUAUGUGAUUCGGAGAGUUGAGCGCAAUAAUCGUCCCGUUAAAAACGGGGAGUGUCCAUGGUCAAUUCGACAGACAGGGAUCUAUCACCGUCUGGCGUAUGAAGCGGUUGGAUCCCAACAUAAAUCCACAUUCAUACUGGUCGCGCCUUCGAGCAUCGUCGAUGACGAGAUUACCAAAAGCCUCGCCCAGCACCACUGUGCAGACGGUGUCAUGAACCCAGCGUUCGCCGUGCACGAGCGCCUUGUGCUCGAUAGUCUGCGGGGAUGGAUGGACUAUAUGGCCUGGCUCGAGAGCGAAGUCAAGCAAGACUCUAACCGAGUCAUUGUUUCCAAAAUGGGCACACACGAAAUUCACUUCAAUGCCAACGACCGCCAACGGCUGAAGCAACUCGAGGAUUACAUCACAGACAUGAUGGUCAUCCUGCAGACCAUGGCUGACACAAUAGCGCGCAUCAGAACAAGCUGCCAGCGCCACUGUCAAAUGAGUUGCGGAGACAGUAGUUCUUGUUCCUGUAGCUAUACCAUCGACGAAUUCGAAGAAUAUGCCACGGAAGCGCAGCUUUAUCUGAAUAGAGCGAAGGUGCUCAAGGCGCGAGUCAAAUCGACCGCUCAACUGCUGUCGGAUCUUCUGGGCUACGAGGAAUCAAGGAACCUGAAGCAACUGGCUCAGGCAUCCCAUCAACUGGCUCAGGCAUCCCACGACGAGAGUCAUUACCUCAUGGAACUUCAAAAAAAAAGCGUCCAGGAUGCGGCGGCUGUUAAGAUGCUGACCAUCAUUGGAUUGGUCUUCUUGCCAUCCACCAUUGUUGCGAAUUUUUUUUCGACUGAAUUUGUGAAGGUCAACGACCAGGGCCGCUUGCAUGUCUCGCGAGAAGUUUGGAUAAUGGCAGUGGUUGCGGUGCCGUUGACUGCGAUCACUAUCUUCUUCUGGUGGCUGCUGCUGCGACUGAGCGUGCUGGGAAGGCACAAUAGCUGAGAUCUCUGCUCCACGCGAAAGCUCCCGAUGACGACGAGGAAAAGGGAGAAUCCAGGUACCAGCAUGUGAAGGGUAAGGUUGCGUCCUUUGGUAUAUUCGGGGGCCCGUCGAACCCGGUGGAAUUGAAGACCGAGCGAAUGUCAAUCAGAUGGGGUCGAGUAGAUAGAUAUUUUUAUACGUGAGCCUCAUAUCUCGCAAAGGUAGACGACAAAGUAUAACGUUUAAUGAAUUCCAUAUGAUCUGACAU